CUGUGACUGUGUAUCUGGUUUUUGGUUCCUAUAAAGGUGCUUGUUUGUGUAGAUGACAGUUGCUAAAUUUGGUGUUCCAAACUUGUUAAAUUUGGCUCUGAUGAAGGGAAGAUCAGUGGAGGUUUCUGUUUGGACAUCUCGUUCCACCCCUCUCCAAAAGCAUUCUCUUAUAUAACCCCAGUACAAUGUUCAAAAGCUGGUAAUUAACAUCAAUGGAAUACCUUUACUUACUCUACAGACCUUAUUCCAAUUUCACCAAUCAUGCCAAUAAUGACCUUUUAGCAAGAAGGACAUGCAGUGCAUCAGUUGUCGUGUCUCUUAAAUCUCCUUGAAUUUGGAAUAGUUCUGUCUUUCUUCACUUUUUCAUAACAUUACAUUGUUUUAAGAGUCCAGGCCAGUUGCUUUGCAGAAUACUCCUCGUGUUUCAACUCAGAGUAUGCUCUUUUGUCAGGAAAUCACAGAGGUGAGGUUGUGUUCUGAGUGCAUCCUAUCAGGAGCCACAUGCUAUUGAUUAAUCUCAUUUUGGCACUAUGACCUUUGAUAACUUGGUUAAGGUGCUGUAUGCCAGGUUUCUCCAAUGUAAGGAUACUAUUUCAUCCUUAAUCGUGUAGGAGGGAAGUUACGUUGAGACUAAAUAUCCUGUCCACCUCCCAGUUUCAUCCACUCGUCGUACCAUCCCUUGAUACUUCUUACUGACAUCAAUUAUUAUUAGGAAUGGCUAUCAAAUGGUGAUUUUUCUAGUUCCAGUACUUCUCAUAUGUUUGUUACCUGGUUUUCUGCUUGUGCGGUAGCGCGUUUCCUUUCCCUUUAUGUAUCUUAGCGUGGACUUGUAAGUCCUUGUUUUAUUCAUGGGCCAUCAUGCUAUAUAUUAGUAAUUAUUCUAAUACUCUAGUUGUUCCACAUUUGGACAGUAACACUUCUACAAGUGGAUUCCUGUGUACUUUUGAAAUGUCCCUGUCAUUCUUCAACGCUAUCACUAUUUAAAGGCAGCUCCUUCCAGAUGGAUUGAGUCUAUUCCAUAUGCUUUUGACUUCCUAAUGAAUACUCAGUCUAUUUCUCUGCCUGGUUAGAAAACUCCUGGGCUCCCCGAGACUUCCCCCUUCCCCCACCUCCAUUGCUACCCUCCUAGCAAGGAGGCUUCACCAAUGACUGACAUGGCAUUAGCAUGGCCUUCAAAUACCAGACAGAGUCAGACCCCACAGGGCUGCAGGAGCAGGCUGCGGCAGCAAUGGGGGGACACAGCCAUCCUGAUGGUGUUUGUUUUUCCCCUGUGUAAACCAAGCAGUGGGUGUGUGAAGGAUUUGCCCUUUGCUUGCCUGUGGCUUUUUUAUACACCAAAGAGAAAGCAAAUUUUGAUUUUGUUCAGUAAUAAAGGGCACCCAACAACUGAAUUCUUACCUUUAAGCUAGCUGUCGCCAAAAGGGAUGCAAGGAAGAGAGCUGAUAGACUGUUCCUUUUGAGCCCACUCUUACGUCAAAAGAGCUUAUUGUUUUUCAUUGCUGUGUAUCACCUGGCAGACCUGGGCGACAUCCUUGUUGCCCCUGGACUUAGGGAGAAGUCCUUGCUAAAAGCAAGAUGUAGAAGUGGGAGUGACCUAUGAAAAAAGAAAUGAAUUAAAUUUGAUAUGACACAUCAUAUAAGGAAGAAUAAUUGUAGACUCAGGCAUGCAGAGGUUGGGUGUAAGUAUAUUAGUCCCCACCCUCUUCGUCAGCAGUCACACAACCUUGGACGUUAGAGCUCUGACCAUCUGAUCUAGAGAAGGAAUGUUGCUGGGGAAGGGAAGCCCAGGGCGAGGUGAGAGAUGACAGAACCUCUAACCAGGAAGAAGCUGUCCCUGCCAAGCUCCGGAGAGGCGCAGAAGCAUGGCCCUCAGGUGGUAACAGAAAGCAAUCCAGAUGGGGUGCAGGUGCUGUAAAAUAAUACAAAGCUAUCUCUUUGAUCCAGUUCAAGUGCCCUCUCCUGGCUAUGUCAAUGAAGUCAACAGCUGCAAGCUAGAUGAAGGUGACACUGUUAAAUUAAAAGGCAAAUGGGGCGGUGAAGUCCUGGUGCAGAAAAAUGACCCUCAGAGGCAGGGCUCAAAGAAGACUGAUAGCAGCAGCAGGACAGCUGAUCCAUGGGAGCCCUGCUGGCCUCACCAAGGUCCGCUCCCGCAGGGGGAUGCUGGAAGGGACCACCAUGCCUGCGGUGUCAAUGGCGUUGGCCCUGCUGCCGCCCCACAGCCCACUGGGAAUCCCAGUCCCUCCCAGGAUGACAGGGGCUCCUGGGCCAGUACUACAAAUACUAUUCCCCCAACUCAACCCUUCCUGGAAGGAGGGGGCACUCAGAAACAGGACUGUGUAUUGCUGGCCUCAGAAGAGACCCAGGUCAUGAGAAACAGAGGCUCCAGAGCUCCUUCUGACAUGGAAAGUUGUGCCUUGGAAGUACAAGAAGAGCAUGUCUUCCAGAUACCAGCCCCAGAUUACCCUCAGCAUUGGGGCCCAGCUGGAGGCAACGUUGAUCAUAGUGAAAAGGACCGUGUUUCCAAGAACCAUACUGUGGAGGAGUCCCUAGAGGGAAUUCAGCCCACAGUAGGGGAGCAUGGUUUGAAUACACCCUUCUCCGUGAGGAGAAGCUGGAACUCAUUGAAUAAGGAUGUGGAAACAGAAGAUCUAAGCAUCUGCUUUAGUGUGAAGGGUCCCGCUCAUGUCUUGCCUGUGGUUGACUCGGGAAAUAGGCAGGAGGAUGCGCAUGGCUCCAACGGAGAUGGGGACAGGGAGAUUGUGGACGUGGAUGCAGCGGUGGCAGAGGCCCUGGCGGCUUUAGAAGCUGCUACUGCAGGAGAAGAUUUGGAUGAGGCUGAUUAGGGAAGGGGAUUUGUGCAGGGGGGUAAGCAGUGUCAUGCUGAGCAUGUGGAUGCAUUUGCUCCCCAGAGGCAGAGCAGGUGAUUACGCCAGCAUCCGCCAGUGCAGCCUUACCAGUUGUUUACAUCCAGCACCUGUUCUGAUUGCCAGCAUCUGUCCCACACUGCUUGUCACGUGUCUGGAGUUUCACCCUGUGUAGGUGAGCUGUGGGUCAUUGUGCCCAUAUCCACAGAAAAUGCAGAAAUUGAACAGCCUGCUUGACAACCCUCAAACGUCUCUGAGCACCUGGUACAGAUGUUCAUGAGAAUACGCUAAGAUCUCAACCCUUGAUCCCAAAGGCACACAAUCACAGAGCAUCCCUUUUGAUUGUAAAUUGUUUCCCUUGUUUUUGAGAGCCAAACAUUGUACCCAACCCGGAAAAGGUAACUACCCCACUUAAAGUGCCUCAUGUGUCCCCAGAGUAUGGCUUAACCAGAGGGACAAUCACCAGGGAACUAAUAACUAACCAGUUGUUCAACAGUGGGUUAAGCUCAGCAGCUUUCACAGUAGAGCAGAAGUCCCCAGGAAACAAAGGGUUAGUCAUUAGCUGAGAUGUGAUUUUAAAACACCUUGACCUUAACUUUUUUACAUUAUUCCUUUUAAAUCUCCUUUGGGAUUGGGGAGGCUGGCCAAAAUAAGUCUUAAAAUUGCUUGUCUCAUAUUUGGAUUUUAAGUUCAUGACUUUCAGAACAGCAAAGCCAUAUAUGGAAUGCUUUUAUGCCAUUCAAUGUCUGAUUCUAAUUAAAAUGUAACAACGUA
This is a messenger RNA of Sapajus apella (tufted capuchin), 3638 nucleotides long. RefSeq names its product chromosome unknown C4orf19 homolog (gene PGCKA1). NCBI's taxonomy places the organism in Eukaryota, Metazoa, Chordata, Mammalia, Primates, Cebidae. Bases 1896 to 2843 code for a protein of 315 amino acids. The record is from RefSeq and is a predicted model, not a curated record. The transcript is spliced from 3 exons.